Messenger RNA from Physella acuta, 1829 nucleotides. RefSeq lists its product as uncharacterized. The record is from RefSeq and is a predicted model, not a curated record. Gene Ontology annotation, molecular function: oxidoreductase activity, acting on the CH-OH group of donors, NAD or NADP as acceptor. NCBI's taxonomy places the organism in Eukaryota, Metazoa, Mollusca, Gastropoda, Physidae.
UCUCAGCAUCCUAGAUUGAAAGUAGGUCAGUAGCUGAUGCUGAGCUGGAAGUGAUAAAAGAAAGAAGACUGACACUGCACGCAUUAUUUUAGACUAACCAUGGCUUCAUUGGUCCUAGUUACAGAUGCUACUAGCUUCACAUCUGCUCACAUUAUCAAGCAGUUACAAGAUGAAGGGUACCAGGUGAGGGGAACUGUUGCAUCCCUGCAAGACGAAGAUGCUAGAAUCAAAGUUUUACAGGAACUUGUUCCUGAAGCCAAAUAUAAGCUGGAGGUUGUGGAAGUUGAUCCUGCCAAGCCAGAAGCUUGGGAGAGUGCAAUGAAAGAAGUCCAGUUUGUAAUUCAUGCAUUAAAACCGAUAGCAGCUUUACCUCCUGCUGCUGAUGGUGAAGCACCAGUACAGCCUGCAGUUGAUGCUGUACAGCAUGUAUUCAAAGCCAGUGUUGGUGCUAAGACAGUCAAAAGAAUUGUGCUCACAAGCUCAUAUCAGACAAUUACAGCUGGACCCACAGCAGCCACAGAUAAAGUUUUCACUGAAGCUGAUUGGGCAGAUGCUGAGACAGCGGAACCUCUUACCAAGUCUCUCAUUCUCGCUGAAAAAUCUGCAUGGGACUUUGUUAAGGAACUUACAGAUGCAGAUAAAAUUGAUCUCUGUGUUAUGAAUCCUACAUUACCACUUGGGCCACCACUUCUUGAUGCUCAGCCAGAUGUUGUAAAAAUGCUCUUGGAUCGGGGCAUUACUGGAUGUCCCAGAGUUUCCUAUUCUGUUGUAGAUGUCAGGGAUGUGGCUGCUGCCCAUGUUAAGGCUCUGGAGCUUGAUAGUGCUUCUGGGAAUCGCCACAUUCUUCAUGGUGGAAAUUUAUGGAUGAAGGAUAUUGCUUUGGCCUUGGCUAAAGAGUUCAAGCCCCAAGGUUACAGUAUUCACACCAUGAGCCUCCCUAAUGUUGCUCUUUGGGGGUUGAGUUUGUUCAACAAGACCGCAAAAACAUUCUUACCUAUUGUUGGUAAACAAAGCCAGUUUGAUAAUGCAAGGAUGAAGGAUGUGUUAGGUAUUACACCCAGGGAUGUGAAGGAGACCAUCAUUGAAGAGGCCAAUGUUCUUGUUGAGAAGGGUCUAGUCAAGAAGCCCAAGAGGGUGCGCAACCAGGGUGCAGCCGCUGCUGCUGAUGCAGAGACCAAAGUAGAAGAAGGAACAGAGAAAAAAGAAGAAACAAUCGAGGAGAAGCCAAAAGAAAAUGGUGAUGUGAAAGAGGAAGAUGGUGAGAAAACAGAAGAGAAAGGAGAAGAGAAAACUGAAGACAAGCCUGAGGAAAAGAAAGAGGAAGAAGAGAAGAAAGAGGAGGAGAAACCUGCCACAGAAGAGAUCAAAACAGAAGCCCCAACAGAAACAGUGGAAGAAAAGGCAGAGAAUUAAAUAAUCACAUAUUUCACACAGUCCAGUAAGGUAAAAGCAUUUGUCAGCCUACUUGGUUUUUUCAUGGAAGGGUGGGGAAUUUGGAAAUAGGUUCUUUGUUAGCUAUUAAAAUUGUCUUCAGAUUAAUUAAUUAAUUGAAUAAUAGUUUGUUGUAUUUGCUUUCUCUGUGCCAGUGCUAACUUUAAAUCAUUAUGGGGGGAAAUAUUAAUUUGUAUGGAAAUAUUUUUGUUUAUUGUGCAUAUAUUUGAAAAUGUUACUUUAAAAAAUCGCGUGUUUGAUGACAUAAGCCCCAUCUUUAUACAUAGCCCACUAGCAUUGAUUGUGUAAAUGGUGUAUGCAUUUGGAAAUCUUUUUGUGGGUUAUAAUGCAUUGAUGGAUAAAUAUGUGUCUGAUAUGCUGGCAAGUUAUUGUCGACA